Stomoxys calcitrans (stable fly) is the source of this 2847-nucleotide messenger RNA. RefSeq lists its product as uncharacterized. The transcript is spliced from 5 exons. The record is from RefSeq and is a predicted model, not a curated record. NCBI's taxonomy places the organism in Eukaryota, Metazoa, Arthropoda, Insecta, Diptera, Muscidae. Bases 88 to 2634 code for a protein of 848 amino acids.
UAUUCCAUUAUUUUUUUUUUCUGUUUUUUCUCCAAAAAAUUUUAAGUUAUACAAAAUCCAGCCAAAAUCAUUGUUGAUCAACAAAUAAUGGGCGAUCGCGAUUACAGUUUAUGUCCCAGACCUCAAAGGAAGCAAAGAAAAAACAGAUCUCUUGCUGUAUUGAAACCGCCUGUUAGUGCCGUGGAGAGGAAUCGAAAUUUUCUACAAAACUAUGUAAGUUCUUUGCAACUGCCUCCAUGGUAUCGUGGAAUUUCAACAUAUCAGAUGAGGGCUGCAGAAAACUUGGCAUAUGCCAUACUAAAUGACCUCGAUCAAAAGUGCGAGCGUCACACACUUCAUUGUCUAACUGCAAUGGGCUUAGAACCUUUGCCCACCAAAAGUCAAUUACUGACUUUGUUGGCUUUGUGUGGGGGAAGUGACAUUGCCUUUUUGUGGUUUCUGAAGGAGUGGUUAUACGAAAGCCCUAAAGAGGACAACGCUUCGAAGGAGUAUUCGUUAAAUGAGCAGUUAAUAAUGUCUUGCAUUGCACAUUUAGAUAUGGGCGUCACUAUAAGGGAAUUGGAUAAGAUAUUGCCUUUAAGAAAGGAGAAGCUAACGAAAAGUACUACGAAAUUGUCAAAGAAAAAACCAACAAAAUCGAAUGAAAUUGGUUUGAAGCAAAAGCAGGCAAUUGCAGCGGCCCGGAGCGGAGCAUGGCUGGAACGUGAUGGAAGGCGGAGUUGCCGGAGCGAGAUUGAGAUUGCAAGUCAUUCCACUCAGUAUAGAAAACAUUUCACUCCCUCUACGGCAAAAACUGGGCCGCCUUGCUUUAGCUCCGAUCCCUCUUCGGACGCGCUCGGAAUCCCUGAGCAAAAGUGUAGUAAACGUUUUGCGCCCUACUUUGAGAAAGUUAAACCUAUGGUGCAAACUAGAUCUUGGUAUACGGUCCCAGAGCCUGGUCGUACAGCUAAUUUGGGACAAUACCAAUACAAGGCUACAGAAGAUAAUUUUGAAGGGCAACGCUGGUUCAAAGAUUAUCAUAUAAAAUCGUCAAAAGAAAAGAGCGAUGUUUCUCAAAUUUUGAAUAAUUUCAAAGCUGCUAUGAUCAACGAAACCAUGGUUCAAAAAUUAAUUGAACAGCACAAAGAUGUUGAAAAUUUAAACAAAUCCUUUGAAAGGGAAUUGGAAAGAAGUUUUCAUAAAAUUUCCGAAAAGCUGGGAAAUCAAACGGAGAUGACAACUUGCCAAGUUCUUGUGCAACGUCUCCAAUACGACAUAGACAAGUAUCAAAGAGAGUUUCGUAAGAUGGCUGAGAAUCAUCGCAAACAUUGCACUUUGGAUAUUCUCUCCUGUGGUUUAGAUCGAGAGAAAAGUCUUGAGGGGAACUUAAAACCAAUUUGCAGCGAAACCCAUACUCCAAAGACAUCUCUUAUCAGUUGUGGAAAAAUCUCAGAUGAAAGCAAGCAACUUCACAGGGCUACAUUAUCAAGUGGCUGUGUGUUGGGGAAACUAGUGGGGCAUGGCAAGAAUGUAAAGCCUGAAAUGGAAACCCUUUGGCAGUGUGAAGAAACUGAAGAUACUGGCUAUAAUACCAAUGAAAAUCAUCCGCAUACAGAAGAUUGUGGUUGCCUCUUAGGUCAAGGUAAUAGCUGUAGCCGGCAUUGUAUAUGCUGUAAGGGUCGCGCGGAAUCCAGCUCCAGUUUACUUAAGUUCAGAGAAAAAUAUUCCUCCCAAAGUUUCUUUGACAACAACCCUUCAAGUUGUUCAUUAUCCCAGGAAAAAUAUUUUGAGGCCACCACUGCAGAUCAUUGUCAUCGAUUUGAUUAUAGCAAAAUUUUCCAACACAAAGAAAAUAAUUCGCAAAUUAUGGAACUUAAAAUGGCAUUGAUAGAAGCUGUGGACAGUGACAUAGCCCUACUAAGUGAAAUGCAAAGACAAGAGUAUGCAAAUGAAAAUUCUCAGGAAAAGUUAAAUAAAGCCAUAAAUCAGUGUUACCAAAAGCUAGUAAACCAUGAAUUAAACAAAUCUGAAAAUCAUAAUCUUCCCCAUUCUGAUGGCAGACUUAAUUACAACAUGGAUUAUUAUGAUCCCAAUGAUGAUGAGUUAAUGGAUCGCAUGCUGAAAGAUGCCUUGGGUAUCAUGUCAGAGGAUACCCAAUUUGUUUUGCCUUCAAUGCCGGAAGCCCAUUGUUUGCCAUUAUUGAGGGAAUGGAUACGUUUGCGAUAUGGCAAAGUGUACAGGCAAGCUGAACUGAAUAAACUCUGUGAUACUGAUCAGAUGAUAUUCAAAACUUUGACCAAUGUCGGCUUAUCGGUGCAAAUGCCUCGCAAUAGAGAUAUCGGCUUGAAUUUAGAUGUUGAUUAUUCUUGUCGGGAUUAUUUGCUGAAGAAGUCUCAAUCAAUACGCAAAAAAUUCUAUAAGAAUAUCAACAAGGCAUUGAUGGCUCAAGCUCGUGUGCUUUAUUUUGCUAUGCGUCCCUUCCUAUGUGCCAAUGGACCACCUACAAAUACAAUAUUUGCCUAUGUGCCAGCUCGUAAUAAAGAUAUUUGCAACUUUAGACCAUGGAAAUCUACAGAAUUCAAUGAAGAUAAUCGCUUAAUGGCUGUGGAACGUUUGCGUGAGAUUCAAGCCAAAAGACAGAGUUUAUAUUUAUAAGAAGUCAAGUAUGCUGAGCAACCUGAAAAUGAAGCCUAAUAUGGCUGACCAUGGACGAAUGCGCCGCCAAUUGCCACCCGGAGUACCAGUUCCGGAUAUUCCAGUGCCUGGAAUUUAAUUGAAUAACAAUGUAAAAUAAAAGCUAUGUUUAGAUUUUAUUAAAUUUAUUUAGUGUAAAUUGAAUAAAUUGCAACCGUGUGAUAAAAACCAAAA